AUGUGCAUGGGUUCAUACACGCAUGUAUACAGUCUUACUCGCACGACCAUUCUGAGCCUCUGGUACUAUCUGCUUCACAGCAAAUUUAACCCUCCCCAAGGCUUUGAGUUACAAAAGUCAGAUAACUCCAAUAAGUCGGAUAUACUCAAACUACAUGUGGCUAUAGUCGUAAUGUAUGGCUAUUACUCAUGGACAGCAUCAUCAGCCACACAGGGAGCAGAGUCCCAAAAUGCUGAGAUCUCAGUCGAUCUGGGCCAAACAUCCGACAUCUCAGUCAAUCUCGGCGAAUCUUCUGCAAUCUCAGUUAACCUAGGCGAAUCAACCAGUCUAGUCGCAUACAUCACAAACAGCGGCGUCAUCGAAUCAUCUGCCACAGCAGCAACAAAUGACAUCAAAAAGCACAUCGCCAACAAAGCAGCCCUCAGCUCACCUUACAACCUCUUAUCCCUCCUCGCCACAGCGCAAGACAAACAAGUCGACUUACUCCCCAUAACAUGGGACGAAGCGACCUCCGACCGCGGCGGCCAAGCCUCCAUCAGCCAGUCCUUUUUCAACGAAAAGCUCAGCUACGUAUUCAAGCGCCUCCACCGAAACUUCAAGUACCCAGCCGACGAGAUCAUCGCCCUCAGAGCUGUCAUUUCGGAAAUCGUCGUGCUGGGACACCCUGAGAUUCGGGGUCAUCCGAACAUCGUGCGGCUAGUGGGCGUGUGCUUCGAGAUUGACGCGCAGACAAAGAUCCCGUGGCCUGUGUUGGUGCUGCAAAAGGCGGAGCAUGGGGAUUUGAAGAAGUUUAUAGAGUCGCCGCGGGGGAAAGGGCUGAGUCUUCAAGAGAGGCUAGAUUUGUGUAUUGAUGUAGCUGCUGCGAUUACUCUUAUGCAUCGUGAAGGCAUCAUCCAUGGAGAUAUCAAGCCAGAAAACGUCUUAAUCUUUGCAUCCGAAGCAGACAACAAGAUCAACACAAGAGUCACAGACUUUGGAUAUUCCACUCUCCACGCCGGCAACUCAUCAGAAGCGCAAAUCAGACUCCCCUUCUCAGUACCGUGGAACGCUCCAGAGACAGUCGCAGACCGCGACCGUUUAUUCUCUGUUCAUGACGCAAAACUGACCGAUAUCUACUCUUUUGGGAUGUUAUGCACAUGGGUGCUCUUUCACGACUCUUUGAGAAGCACGAUGAGGUUGUCGAGCAUGAAGAACAGUGGGCGGCUCAUCCAGUCUAUCCAAAAUUGGAUUCACAGAGUAGCUGGUCUUGACCCGCUUCAAAGGAAGAGUCUGUCGAAUUUCUUCUCUUCUGCCAUUGCGUUUGACCCGAAACAUCGGCAAUUGGAUCUGCAGGAAGCAAUGAAAGGCUUUGCUCAGCUUGUUGUGCCACCUCUGGAAAACAACGGCUUCAGCACUUACGAAAUGUACAUGCCAUAUCUCGGCGUGCUUCCUCACCACAAAGACUUUGACGUCGAAAAAGCCCAAACAGAUCACUACGCCAAGUCUAGCUUCAGCUUAUACGAUGCCUAUUUCCCACACGAGUCAGCAUUUGCGGGGGAAAUCAGCCCUAAUUUCAACAUCCCAAAAAGCUACAGACAGCUGAUGGGGGCAGACUACCGGCUCUGGAGCCACAUUUUCAGGCUAACCAAGGCCAAAGCGGAAUCGUCAUCCGAGGACUCGCGCCCUUUUGCCUUUCAGACGGCCUUUUGCUACGCCGUUGGGUUCGGCACGAAUAUGGACGAAUCGGAAGCCAGGCUCUGGGUCCAGCGGAGCGGUAGAGCCUGGCACGAUCUCAGGGCCGAGAUCGAGUCGUGCAAGGCAGACCUGACGCCCCUGGUAUAUAAGAACCUCGAGACAGAUUUUUCGCCAAUGCGGUACGUGAAUUACUACGAACAGAUGGAGCAGCUGGCAGAUGUGCUCGAGGUCUACAAUGCUGCUGUGCAUAAUACGGCAAUGGUCCUAGGCGAUAGCCACCCAGUGUACUUGCAUCUAAGCCAACUUCGGGAGCUGCUACUCCUUCGAAAGGGGGACUAG
Molecule: messenger RNA, 2013 nt
Organism: Trichoderma gamsii
Lineage: Eukaryota; Fungi; Ascomycota; Sordariomycetes; Hypocreales; Hypocreaceae
Product: serine/threonine protein kinase
Exons: 4
Coding region: 1-2013 (670 amino acids)
Biological process (GO): peptidyl-threonine phosphorylation; peptidyl-serine phosphorylation
Molecular function (GO): protein serine/threonine kinase activity; ATP binding
Source: RefSeq, a predicted model, not a curated record